CUAGGGUCCCCUUUUUCUCUAAAUCCAGAUGAACAAGUUUCUCCUACUGAUGAGUCUUCACUUGCUUGGAUUUGCCAGAGGAACAUCAGGUUACCCUGAUGAACCUCCUGGCUCUAUGGAUCAUCACGCUUCAGUUCAACAACUUUCAGGUGAGUACUUUCCAUUUGCAAACCCUUCAGAUGCUGAGGCUUUAUAUGAGACUUCUUCAAGAGUGAACACUUUAAGUGAGCAUGGUUCAAAUGGGCGUGCUAUGGCCGAGCACACUUCUGGAGAACAUGCUGCCAGUGAACAUGCUGCCGGUGAACACACUUCGGGUGAGCACGCUGCACGUGACCAGCCUUCGGGUGAGCAUGCUGCUGGUGACCAGCCUUCGGGUGAACAGGCUUCGGGCGAGCACGCUGCAGGUGAACAGCUUUCGGGUGAACAGGCUUCGGGCGAGCACGCUGCAGCUGAACAGCCUUCGGGUGAACAGGCUUCGGGCGAGCACGCUGCAGCUGAACAGGCUUCGGGCGAGCACGCUGCGGCAGAACAGCCUUCCAGUGAGCAUGCUGAGGCUGAACAGGCUUCAGGUGCACCACUUUCAAGCACAUCUUCAGGCAUAAUAUUAAGUUGCCACGUAUGCGCUUAUAUGAAUGAUCAAGGAAAAUGUCUUCGUGGAGAGGGAAUCUGCACCACUCAGAAUGCCCAGCAGUGCAUGUUAAAGAAGAUCUUUGAAGGUGGAAAACUCCAAUUCAUGGUUCAGGGCUGUGAGAACAUGUGCCCAUCUAUGAACCUCUUCUCCCAUGGAACCAGGAUGCAAAUUAUAUGCUGCCGGAAUCAAGCUUUCUGCAACAAGAUUUAG
Molecule: messenger RNA, 841 nt
Organism: Lemur catta (Ring-tailed lemur)
Lineage: Eukaryota; Metazoa; Chordata; Mammalia; Primates; Lemuridae
Gene: ACRV1
Product: acrosomal vesicle protein 1
Exons: 5
Coding region: 29-841 (270 amino acids)
Source: RefSeq, a predicted model, not a curated record